This is a messenger RNA of Mercurialis annua (annual mercury), 1311 nucleotides long. Its product is annotated as probable calcium-binding protein CML49. Gene Ontology annotation, molecular function: calcium ion binding. Bases 157 to 966 code for a protein of 269 amino acids. Lineage: Eukaryota; Viridiplantae; Streptophyta; Magnoliopsida; Malpighiales; Euphorbiaceae. The record is from RefSeq and is a predicted model, not a curated record. The transcript has 5 exons.
AAUAAAGUCCAAAACUACAUCACAAGUGUCAUGCUCGUAAAUAUCAUUUCUUUUAAAAACAAAUCGUUUCUAUAAAAAUCCCAAACACGUACACUGUUUCUCAAUUAUCAGCAAGCCACAUCUUUCAAACAACUUUUUUUAAUAUUAUAAUUCACCAUGUCAGGCUAUCCACACCAGCCAUCCGGUUACGGCUACGGCGGACAACCACCGCCACAACAACCAUACGGAUCCUCACCUCCAUACGGCGCACCGCCUCCACCACAGCCCUACGGCGCACCGUCAGCUCCAUACGCCGCACCCUACGCAUCACCAGCCGAUCCCAACAAGCCACUGAAGGACAAACCCCAUGCACUACCUAGCGGCGGCGGCGGCGGCGCCGCGUAUCCUCCGUCUGGCUCUUCAUACGGAAAUCCGUUUGCAUCUCUGUUGCCGUCGGCUUUUCCGGCAGGGACGGACCCUAACGUGGUGGCUAGCUUUCAGAUGGCGGAUCAGGAUGGGAGUGGGUUUAUUGAUGAUAAGGAAUUACAGAGAGCUCUCUCUGGUUAUAAUCAGAGCUUUAGCUUGAGAACUGUUCAUCUUCUCAUGUACCUUUUCACCAACACCAAUACCAGAAAAAUAGGACCAAAGGAAUUUACUGAGAUUUUUUACAGUCUGCAGAGCUGGAGGUCAAUAUUUGAGAGGUUUGAUAGGGAUAGAAGUGGAAAGAUUGAUUCAAAUGAGCUGAGAGAAGCACUGUAUAGUUUAGGAUUUGCAGUGUCACCAGUUGUUUUGGAUUUGCUGGUCUCUAAGUUUGAUAAAACUGGAGGCAAAAGCAAGGCCAUUGAAUAUGAUAAUUUCAUUGAGUGCUGUCUUACUGUGAAGGGUUUGACUGAAAAAUUCAAAGAGAAGGAUUCUACAUACUCGGGUUCGGCAACUUUCAGUUAUGAAAACUUCAUGCUAACUGUUCUUCCGUUCCUCAUAGCGUAGAACGAAGGUUGAAAGUUUUAAAGGUUUUUUGGACUCUAUCUCUCCCUUGUUUCGUAGAAAUAGGCUGCCUUUAGCUUCUGUUCUGCAACAUUGUGAGGAUUUAAUGAAUUUCAGCAUUUGCAGAUAGUUUUUUCAAUGUUGUAAAUUCUUUUGCAUUCGACUUCUGAAAUGUACACAUUGUCCCUGUAUCAUCAUUAAUUAUUCAUUAUAGACUGCUAAGACACUGGUACAGAAUUUCGGAAUGAUUUUGUUGGUCCGGUUAUAGAGAGAUUAUUAAAGAGUGAUGAAACCAAAAAAGAUAAUAGAGCAUGAUAUCUGAAUCAAAGGCCACACAUUAAUUCUUUA